Molecule: messenger RNA, 813 nt
Organism: Moneuplotes crassus
Lineage: Eukaryota; Ciliophora; Spirotrichea; Euplotida; Euplotidae
Source: the annotation of a GenBank genome assembly
AUGUUGGCAACAAGACCAAUUUUGAAGAAGAUAAAUAAAGCAGUUUCCACUGCUUCCGCUAGAAAUUUCGGAAUUAUGCAGGAGUAUAACGAAAGAAAGAACAAGAAGCUGAUCAAUAACAUUGCUGUUACUGAAGAACCAAGAUUCUGGCUUACUUCUUCCAGACCAUCUAACUUCGGAGACCAUUUGGACACUAAGACUAAAGUUGACAACUGGUUCGAUGAAAAUAGAUUGUGGAAUGAGGAAAACAAGGAUUAUGAGAUUAAGAGAGCUCAAAUCUAUAUGCUCCAGGGAUUCAUUAUGUCUUCAUACUGCCUCGGAAUCAAAGGAAUUGCUACAGUCGUGUACAAUCAAAUGAUCACAAGAGUUAGAUAUAUCAGAGACUCAUACAAAGAAUUAAAUAUUAAAGAGCUUCCACCAGGUGAAGUACUCCAGACUUCUUGGAAUGGAGAACUGAUCUUUGUAAGAAGAUUAACUCCUUCCGAAGUCACUCAAUCAGAAGCUGCCAAGCCAAGUGAAAUUCUAGAUAAAGAAUCCAAACCAUUCUUGUCGCCAGCUACUUCUCAGAACUCUACAAUCUUGGUCUGCUCUGCUAUUUGCACUCAUUUAGGUUGCAUUCCAGUCCCAUAUCUAGGAGCACACAAGGGGUGGGUAUGCUUGUGUCAUGGAUCAGUCUUCGAUAAAUACGGAAGAGUUAGACAGGGACCAGCCCAGAGAAACCUCCCAGGUAUUAAUAAUACUGAAUAUGAUGGUAUCCUCUGUAUUGAAGAAAUGGUCUUCCCUAAUGAGCCAGAAGGAUUCUUAUAUGUAUAA